Periophthalmus magnuspinnatus is the source of this 1785-nucleotide messenger RNA. RefSeq names its product transmembrane protein 79-like. Gene Ontology annotation, biological process: regulated exocytosis. NCBI's taxonomy places the organism in Eukaryota, Metazoa, Chordata, Actinopteri, Gobiiformes, Gobiidae. The record is from RefSeq and is a predicted model, not a curated record. Gene Ontology annotation, cellular component: lysosomal membrane; trans-Golgi network membrane. Bases 351 to 1655 code for a protein of 434 amino acids. The transcript is spliced from 5 exons.
AAGUGGCACCUGGGCACACCUGCGGAGUCUGUCCCUCAGACAAAAAAAUUACUGCUAUGAUCGUGUUUCUACGAAGUUACGGACUCACCGCGUGACAUGUGGCUUAAAAUCAGGUACGAGUCGAGUUUUAUCUUCUUUAUGUGUUUUGUUUAACUCGGGGCAGACUGCGAAGUGGAAGUGGCUAGAGUUGCACAACAAGUUUGAGGCCGAGACUCCAUUCCGCAGCUGAGGCCUGUCCUGGGACCACAGCGCUUUGGGAAACGACCUGUCUGUCACGUCACAAACGCAGUGCAAGCAGAUGCUGUAUUAAAUAACCAUAAAAAGAACCAGUGACGAGUCAUAAAUCAAACAUGUCUGACUCUGAACCUUCGGAAGUGAGGACUGCACCCGUUGCUGAGCCUCAAACUGAAAAAAAAGAAAAGUUGGAGGGCUUGAAACCAAUUAGACAUGUUGAAAAGGACUUUGAGGACAAUUGUAAAGAACCAGAGGAGGAGGUGGUGGAGGAGGUGAGUGUAUGUGCCGCUAUGGAGCCAUCCACUUUGCCGUGGUCCUCCAAAGAGAAACCCCAAACAGAUCAAGAUGAUGGGAUCUGGUCCGAGAAAUGCACUUCUGAGCCUGAAGAUGGCGACACUGGGAUCAGCGGGGGCAGCCAGGACAUUUCAGAAAAGCAGAGCCAUGCAGGAGAGGAGGAAGAGGAGGAAAUUGGGAAUGUUAAGGCCAAAUGGAGAGAGAGCAUGCCAGAGGGCGAGAGAUGGAGGAGUGACGAAAUCCAACAGAAUAGUGAUAAAGGCGGGGGCUCUCUUGCUGAUGACGAAGAGGAGGAGGAGGAGGAGGAAGACAGGGAUGAGGAAGAUGAGAGGUGGAGGGCAGUGAAGGGAGUGCCCGGGUUCACCCCACAGGUCACUAUAGUUCGGAUGUCCAGUAAAGAUUUGCAGGAGGAGGAGAGACCACUGUUCCAGGAGGCACAGGGAUACAAGGAGCCCUAUCCCGAUGAGGACUCAGUGCAGUACCGUGAGUGGGUACAACACGAUGACAAGCUUUACCUGUGCGAAGACACCUGUGGGGAGAGGCUGAAGCUGACUGUGUCGGUGGUUGCUGGGGCACUCCUGUUCCCCCUGCUGGUGUGGGGCGGAUAUGAGCUGCUGCCCUUCGACUCUCCAGUGCUUGAUAGCGCUCCCCUCAGGGUGGUCUAUACUCUACGCUGCUCCAUGUUUGCCAUGAUCCCUAUAAUUCUUGGAGUGCUGGUGCAGGGUGUGGCGCGGCUGCGGUACGGCUCGCUGCGCCCUCUGUACGAGGGCCGACAGGAGAACAGGCAGGUUGCGGUCCAUGGACACUUCAUCAAUGAGUCCGUUGGUCUAUUCCUCUUCUACUUCCUGCAGCUCGCUGUCAUGGCAACCUACGUGAGCCAGAACCUGGUCAAGCUGGUACCACUGCUCACCAUCAUCUUCGCUUUUGGCAGGCUGAUCUACUGGCUGUGCCUGUCUCUACGCAGCACUAUCCGAGGCUUUGGCUUCAGUUUCUCAUUUGCUCCUGUGUUGUUGAUGCUGGGGGUGAAUCUGUACUAUGUGUGCUCGUCUCUGGGGCAGGGUGCUGUGUUUGAUGUGGAGCCACCGCCCACUGAGGCCCCGCCCAAACAGCGCUGGUGGUUUGGCUGAAAACGCUCCGAUGAAAAACAUUAUAAAAGGCAUCACUGUGCUGUUUUAUACCUUGUGCUGUAAUGGUUAUUAUAUUAUGGCUGAUCAUUGUAAAUCCAUAGUCCAACACUGUUUCUUAUUAUGUUUAAAA